This is a messenger RNA of Thalassophryne amazonica, 3002 nucleotides long. It is a transcript of the gene prpf40a, whose product is annotated as PRP40 pre-mRNA processing factor 40 homolog A. NCBI's taxonomy places the organism in Eukaryota, Metazoa, Chordata, Actinopteri, Batrachoidiformes, Batrachoididae. Gene Ontology annotation, cellular component: U2-type prespliceosome; U1 snRNP. The record is from RefSeq and is a predicted model, not a curated record. Gene Ontology annotation, molecular function: RNA binding; protein binding. Gene Ontology annotation, biological process: mRNA cis splicing, via spliceosome.
AUGGGACCACCAGGAAUGCCCCCUCAUUUCCCUCCGAUGGGAAUGCCCCCUAUGGGGCAGAGACCGCCCAGCAUGACUCCUAUGCCUCCUGCUAUGAUUCCCCCUGGUAUGAUGCCACCAAUGGGGGCUCCUCCACUGGGUCAGAUGCCAGGCAUGAUGCCACCCAUGAUGCCAGGGAUGAUGAUGCCGCCUCGCAUUGCAGCUGCAUCUGUACAGCCAACAGGACCGCCUGGUGUUGAUCCAACAGCUGCUGCACCUGGAACAGCUAGUACUUCAAAUGGAUCUCCACAAGAAGAACAAAAAAAGAAAUCCUUGUGGACAGAGCACAAAUCACUGGAUGGAAAGACCUAUUAUUACAAUACAGAGACCAAGCAGUCCACGUGGGAGAAACCAGAUGAGCUGAAAUCUCCUGCUGAACAAAUGCUGUCCAAAUGUCCUUGGAAGGAGUAUAAGUCAGAUACGGGAAAACCUUAUUAUUAUAAUUCCCAGACAAAGGAGUCCAGAUGGACCAAACCAAAAGAGUUGGAGGAUCUCGAAGCCAUGAUCAAAGCAGAAGAAAAUGGGUCUGAUAGCAAAACAGUAGAGACAGCAGCUCCUGGCACCACCCCAACUCCUGCUGUGCAAACAGAUAAUUCAGAUGCUACAGCAGCUGUGAUAGAGGCAGAACCUGUGACCACAGUCUCAGAAGAUCCUGUGUCUCAGGCAGUGGCUGCACCUGUCAAAGCUGAGAUCAAGACUGUGGAUACACCUGUAGUUUCCUCAGAGAGCACAGCUGCCUCAGAGCCCACACCCAGUGUGGAAGUUAUUAAGGAAGAACGUCCUGAACUUCAGAAGAAAACGUACAAGUGGAACACAAAAGAGGAAGCCAAACAGGCCUUCAAAGAGCUGCUGAAGGAGAAAGGUGUGGCAUCAAACUCGUCUUGGGAACAAGCUAUGAAAAUGAUUAUCAAUGAUCCUCGUUACAGCGCUCUUCCCAAACUGAGUGAGAAGAAGCAGGCGUUUAAUGCCUAUAAAGUCCAAACAGAAAAAGAAGAAAAGGAGGAGGCUCGGAUCAAAUACAAAGAGUCCAAAGAGACCUUUCAGAGGUUCUUGGAGAAUCACGAGAAGAUGACAUCUACUACCAGAUACAAGAAAGCAGAACAGAUGUUUGGUGAGCUGGAGGUGUGGAGCUGUGUUCCAGAGAGAGACCGACUGGAGAUCUAUGAAGAUGUUUUGUUCUACUUGGCCAAGAAAGAAAAGGAACAAGCCAAGCAACUAAGGAAGAGAAACUGGGAAGCUCUCAAGAACAUUUUGGACAACAUGGCCAAUGUCACCUACCGAACCACUUGGUCUGAGGCCCAGCAGUAUCUGCUGGACAACCCCACCUUUGCAGAAGAUGAGGAGCUGCAGAACAUGGACAAAGAGGAUGCCCUCAUUUGUUUUGAGGAGCACAUCCGGGCUCUGGAGAAGGAGGAAGAGGAAGAUAAACAGAAAACUCUUCUCAGGGAGAGGAGGCGCCAACGCAAAAACAGAGAGGCUUUCCAGAAAUUUCUGGAUGAGCUCCAUGACCACGGUCAGCUUCACUCCAUGUCCGCCUGGAUGGAGAUGUACCCGACCCUGAGCUCAGACAUCCGCUUUGCCAACAUGCUGGGACAGCCGGGUUCCACUCCUCUGGAUCUUUUCAAAUUUUAUGUGGAAGACUUGAAGGCCCGAUACCACGACGAAAAGAGGAUCAUCAAAGAUAUUCUGAAAGACAAAGGCUUCAUGGUUGAAGUGAACACUGGCUUUGAGGACUUUGGGUCAGUCAUCAGCUCAGACAAAAGAGCCACCACGCUGGACGCUGGCAACAUAAAGCUGGCCUUCAACAGUUUACUGGAGAAGGCUGAAGCCAGAGAGAGGGAACGAGAGAAGGAGGAGGCUCGCAAAAUGAAGCGGAAGGAGGCAGCCUUCAAGAACAUGCUGAAGCAAGCGACACCACCGCUGGAGCCAGAGGACACAUGGGAAGGAGUUCGAGAAAGAUUCUUCAAGGAAACUGCGUUUGAAGAUGUGACGCUAGAGUCGGAGAGAAAGAGGAUAUUCAAAGACUACAUUCAUGUUUUAGAGCAUGAAUGUCAGCAUCACCACUCCAAGACAAAAAAGCACUCAAAGAAGUCCAAGAAGCACCACAGGAAGAGAUCUCGCUCCCGCUCGGGUUCAGAGUCCGACGAGGAAGACUACCACAAGAAGAAGAAACGGUCUCCGUCCAAAUCGCCAUCUGAGCGCUCCUCCAGUGGCGAGUCCGAGAGAAGCUACAAGAAAUCCAAGAAGCACAAGAAGAAAGCCAAGAAGAGACGCCACAAGUCUGCGUCGCCCGAAUCCGACAGUGAGAAGAAAGGAAGAGAGCGUGAACUAAAGCGUGAAAAGGACGUGGAGAAAGAUAAAGAGAAUGACAAGUCCCGAGGGAAAACUCACUCGGAGUCCAAACCCAAAUCUCCCAAAAAGAAGCCAGCCAAAGAGGAGGGAGGCUGGGACACAUCGGGCAGCGAGCUGAGUGAAGGUGAGCUGGAGAAGAGGAGGAGAACUUUACUGGAACAGCUGGACGCACCAUGACUGAACUGAGCGAUUCUUUUUCCAUUUGUACAAAGUGAAACCACCCAAAACAGACUGCAACGCGCUCAUCUGGUGAUUUUAAUUUGAAUUUGUUGACAGUUAUGCUUUAGAAGUUUAGGUGCCUGUAGCUGUAAAUGUUUUGUCAACAAUUUUUUUAUAUUGAAUUAAAAGCAAAUGUCACAAUGGCCAACUGCGUAAAGCAGAAUAACUUGUUCACAUGUUCAGAUUUUGGGGAAUGCGUCUUAUCACAAAUGAGAUUUUAAUGGAACAUUAAUAAAUAAGUAAUAAGUAAUAAAUCAAUGUUUGCAUAUAUGCAGUUUAAUUAUGGUAUCUCUACUGAUGAGAUUAUACUCUUUCUGCAUUUCCUAAAAUACGAAAAGCAGCAGAUUAUCAAGCAACAGAUGACAUCAAACCUUCAGGUGGAUUCAGGAAAG